Messenger RNA from Rhodofomes roseus, 1669 nucleotides. Its product is annotated as surface antigen-domain-containing protein. The coding region runs from base 63 to 1616 and encodes 517 amino acids. Gene Ontology annotation, cellular component: outer membrane; SAM complex. The record is from RefSeq and is a predicted model, not a curated record. The transcript has 8 exons. Gene Ontology annotation, biological process: protein insertion into mitochondrial outer membrane. Lineage: Eukaryota; Fungi; Basidiomycota; Agaricomycetes; Polyporales; Fomitopsidaceae.
CAGCAACUCGCUCUCACCCUCUCGUCUUUCAUUUUCAUUUUCUGCAAAGUCCACGCGGUCUGAUGGCAGACGCGGACACCCAUCUCGACGCGCCGCCGCUGAAGCCGCCGCUCGCCAACACUUCGGCCCCGCGCGACAGGGAGCCUCCAGAGGCCGACCUCGCAAAGCUGCGCAAAUGGCAGGAAGACAGGAUUGCGCGGAAGCUCCGCGGCGAGUACGAGUCCGCGGUGUUGCACCUUGCGGAGAUGGUCAAUAACAACUUGAGCACGCCUCUCCGUCUCGCUUCAAUUCGCGUCGAGGGCGCAGCCAGGACGAGGCAAUCCUUCCUCUCUGCUCUAGUUACGCCGUUCCUGCCUCUGCCUGUUUCACCAUCGUUCUCCGCGUCUUCCGUCGAUACUCAGAGCACGCUUGAGGAUGUCUUGCACAAAGCAAGGCACGUCGGCUCGCUCCUGCAAGAGACGGACAUCUUCCAGACCGUGGAGGCGCGCCUCGAGGGCAGCAGGGAUUUCCUCGCGCGCCCGGGCGACGUCGACCUUGUCUUCCGUACGCGCGAACGCGGUAGAUUCUACCUGAACACCAGUACGCAGGUUGGCAACAACGAGGGUGGUGCGAGCGCGACGUGCCGCAUGCGCAACGCGUUCGGCGGCGCGGAGCUCUUCCAGGCCAACCUCUCGUUUGCGACCACCACCCGCGUCGCGUUCUCCGCUUCCCUCUCUGCGCCGCUCCUUCCCUACCUCCCGUAUGCUUCUUCGGUCUCUCCAAAUCCCGACCUGAACACACGUGGGGAGAUUUCGGUCUUUGGGCACGAGCGGGACAAUACGAGCUUCGCGAGCUCGUUUGAAGGCGUCCGGGGCCUGCGGGCUGCUGUCAGGACAGGCACAUUACGGAAAGGGACACAUGAGUUUGCGUAUGAGGGCGUGCUACGGCACAUAGGCAACCUCGCGCCGACAGCGUCGAUCAGCAUACGCGAGGCAGCGGGACCGUCAAUGAAGUCUGCCCUAUCGCAUACCUACAUGCGCGACACCCGGGACGACGCGCUGCUUGGUACGCGGGGGUCCUACGUCAAGGUCUCGCACGAGCUCGCGGGGCUCGGCGGCGACGCGAGCUUCUACAAGACAGAGGGCGCGACGCAACUCGCACGAAGACUCGUACCCGGUGUGACUCUGUCUGUGGCGGCAAGGAGUGGGUUCCUCUGGGGCUUGGACGGGCGGAAGGUGCCGCUCUCGGAUAGGUUCCAGCUGGGUGGGCCGAUGAGCGUGCGGAUGUUCCGCGCGAACGGGCUGGGCCCGCAGGAUGGACCCGACUCACUUGGAGGGGAUCUGUACUGGGCAGCGGGUCUGAGCGUCAUUAGUGACAUUCCGAAGAAGCCGCAAUGGCCUGUCAAGCUCCACGGCUUCGUGAACCUUGGUCGGUUAGAUUCCAUUGACAAAGCCCAAAGCCUCAUCGACAACGUGCGCGAGAGCAUCAGCAAGCCGUCAGUCGGCGCAGGUGUCGGACUCGUUUACAAACUCGAUGCGGUGCGGGUAGAGGUCAACUUCGGGGUGCCGCUGGUGGCGAGCAAGAGCGACGGUGUAAGGAAGGGGAUACAAGUGGGCAUCGGGCUGGACUUUUUGUAGGGCGCGAUACUUUACAUAUGCGACAUAUAAGACUUCACCACUUUCUCGACUGA